GUCGCUGGAUUAUCGCAUGGUGUCUGGUACUGAACUCCGGGUCUUUGAGACCAUGCAGGGGCGCGGCGGUCCUCCAGGUGGGCUGCCUCCCUCCACACACACACACACACACACACACACACACACAAACACAACACGCAGUUAGAAAAUGCUCCCAGAGAGCAGCGGCAGCGCAGAGAGCACUGCUCCAGCCCCCGGAGGAACUCCCGAUCCCGGUCUCACUCUGGAGGAGGAUGAGGCGGAGACAAUAGAGACAUGAUGGGACCGCACACCAGAAUCUGAACACCCCACCACCACCAUCACCACCACCACCCCUCAAUGCUGCUGCUGCUGCUGCUGGACUUUCUAAUGCUACGGAGGAAGUCCAAAACUUUUCCGCUUCAAGGAUGUUCUGCUCGGAUGGGACUCUCUCAGCCGUCACUUAUGCGCUCCUGUUGGGAAUAACGUGUCUGACCGUCCUCUGCGACCUCACCAAGGGAUCCUCGGACUUUUCAGGUUACUUAUCCAAAGUGUUGAGGAACUACACCGAGCAGGCCUGUGACGGAGACUUCUUGUCUGUUCGCUGCCCACCCCGCACCACCAUCACCGUCCAGUCGGCUUUCUACGGAAGGAAAGGCGCCUCGGACCCCCAGCAGUGCCCUCAGACCUACCAAGCCCUCCUGAGUUCUUAUAACCCUCGGGAGGAUGAUCGAUAUUGUUCCGUGUCCACUGCACUACAGAAAAUGCUGGACGAGUGCCAAGACAGAAGGAGCUGUCAAGUCCUUGUCAACAGCCGUGUGUUUGGGACAGACCAGUGUCCUGGCAGCAGUAAAUACCUCAUUGUCUGGUACAAAUGCAGACCUAACGAAUACAAGAGUAAGGUGGUCUGCGAGGAGGAGAGGAUGAGGCUGAGCUGCAAAAGGGGUAUGCAGAUCGCUGUUUACUCCGCCAUGUUUGGCCGAACUCAACAGGGCACCCUGGAGUGUCCCCUGCACCACAGGAGGGCCCCGUCAGUAGACUGCCAGUCGUCUGUGGCUCUGCAGGUUCUGACCGCCCGCUGUCAGGGAAAGAAGAGCUGUCUGGUUCGAGCCUCCACCAGAGACUUUGGAGAUCCGUGUUACUCCGGCACCAGGAAGUAUCUCAGUGUCAUCUACACCUGUGUCCCAAAGAAGUUGCUCCAGGAGCAGGGACCCAGACCGCCGGUGUACUCCCCUCCACCCAGCGCCCAUGACCCCAACAUAGUGGGAGACAGCCCUCCAGAGGGGAGCUCAGUCAAAAGGCCCGACACUGUUCCAGAUAGGAAGAAGAUCAGGGAGACGAACCCCAACGAGGAGAAGUUUUCCGAACCCGGAGGAGGAGAAAGUCCGCUUCAGCCUCCAGACAUGAAUCCCAUCAUCAACUCCACCUCUAGCCCCAACAUGGCCCUCAUCAGCAACGCGCUGGCGGCCUACACUUAUAUAUCAGACCACCCGGAGAGGGCAGCGCUCUUCUUCGUCUGCGGCGUGUGUUUGGGCCUCUUCCUCACGCUCUUCGCCCUGGUGAUCCAGAUCUCCUGUCGCACCGACUGCCAGCCCCGUCAGCGACCUCCCGCCAAGAAACGCGCGCGCCCCGCCGACUCGUCCUCCGACUCCAGCGACUCGGACUCGGACUGGGACACCACCUCGGACCUGUCGGCUCGGCGGCACCGGCGAUUCGAGCGCACGCUCAACAUGAACGUGUUCACGUCGGCGGAGGAGCUGGAGAGAGCGCAGAGGCUCGAGGAGAGGGAGCGGAUCAUCCGAGAGAUAUGGAUGAACGGGCAGCCUGACAUCCCUGGGACGCGGAGCCUCAACCGGUAUUACUGAGAGGCUUCUUCUCUCGAAACAGCUUACUUGACUUGAACGAAAAUUAGGACACACUUGGGUUGUAAAAGGGCAAGAGACGUGACCCUUACGAAGCUUUAUAAGCAAGCAUGCAAAAGUGACUCGCUCACACUGAUGAGGACAGUGGAAGGUAUUGCAGACUUUAUUGCAGACUUGGGAAGAAAGUCCUCCCUCUCUGUUGGUUUGUAUGUUCCUCUGGGUAUCAUAAGCUGCACCCCCUUCAGUAAGAGAAUAAGCUCCCCACUCUGCGUGGUAAGCUCACCUCUUUCUGCCGGAAACGAGGGGUGAAAGGCUACACUGCCUUGCCCGUGACCUCAGCAGGCCUGUUUUGAAGUGGGGAUUUAUGGGUUUGCUGCCUUAGACACACGCAGGCCUGUCGAGAGUACAUGGUGACUGAAGGGCCGAGGCCUCAGAACGUGAGGCAGCUGCGAAAAAAGACUGCGACGCUUGGGGCUUUACGCUCGGCACCCUCCAGUAUUCAAGUGUGGACUUCACAGAGGGGCAGCGUAAGGCAGAACGAAGUGUACUCUGGACAAUGUAAGACAAUCUUUCCACAAUCUAACCACGCUGCCUUUUGAACUUCAUCCAGAACCAAAAGAUUUUUUUUUUUUUGUGGGAAUUCAUCUCAGCCCUUUAUGAAAUCUAUUUUAUAAUAUUUAAUAGUUUAUUGAUGUUGUGUAUUUUUGUUCUCAAGUAUGGUUUAUUAUGAGAUAUUUUUAUACUUGGCGAAGGUUGUCUGGCACCUCAGGGAUGCAAUCCUAUUGUUUCUGUGUUUGGUUGAUGUGUUUGCUUCCUAAGAAGGGGAUCGGCCCAUUUUUAAACAGCUUAUGUCAGCAUUUAAAGAAAAGAAUUAGAAAAAAUAUUGUAUAAAUAAAGAGCCUCAAAGAGGUUUUUAGUGAUUUAAUCUUAUUUUUGAUACAGUAUGUUUAAUUCACAGUGCAGUGCCUUUUCUAGCUAUUAAGUCACUGUUGUCAAGAGUGCAGCUAGUGUUUAAUUUCAAUAACUGGUCAGAGGAUUUAUGAAUCGGAUAGCCCAAAUUUAUCUCAUCAUGUGUGUAUUCCCUUUUAUCAUUACUGUAGCUUUGCUGAGGUGGAGCUUGUGUCACAUUUGAAUGUCUCUGUCACACGUUGCACUUGCACGGAACCAGAAUAUGCCAAUUUUGUACAAGUGAAUUUGCCUUCGAAAUGAUCUGUCUCUGAAAGAAACCUGCAAAAUUCCAGGUCUCAUGUUAGCUGUCGCCCCUUUGUCAAAGAUACCAGUGCUAAACCAGAUGCUUGUGCUCAUCGCUGCUCAUCUGGAGAAGGAACCAGCACUGAUAAGAGGUUCACAGUGGACGUGCAAACUGCCAGUUUAAUAAAAUAAGCUAUUGUCAAUCCAGUUCUGUUUGCGCUGCCCUGGAUUCAACCAUAGAAUUUAUAACAGUUCUGAGGAACAGCUUGGUAUUUUUUUUUUUUUUCCUGACUGAGAGUUUAAUUGAGAGUACACAGGACAUAUUAGGGUCAUCCACAUAAAGACUGCCACACUAUAUAGUUUUUAUAAAGACAGUUUUUAAAUGUGUUUCAAUUUGAAUGGGAUUCAAAUGUGCCAAUAGCUGGUAAAGUGAGACCAAAAUAUGACUCCUGUGCUUGGAAUAAACUGUGUUUAAAAAAAAAAAAAAAAAGAAAUCC
Messenger RNA from Acanthopagrus latus (yellowfin seabream), 3508 nucleotides. It is a transcript of the gene eva1aa, whose product is annotated as protein eva-1 homolog A. The coding region runs from base 387 to 1823 and encodes 478 amino acids. NCBI's taxonomy places the organism in Eukaryota, Metazoa, Chordata, Actinopteri, Spariformes, Sparidae. The transcript is spliced from 8 exons. The record is from RefSeq and is a predicted model, not a curated record. Gene Ontology annotation, molecular function: carbohydrate binding.